Insectozyma verbasci is the source of this 516-nucleotide messenger RNA. NCBI's taxonomy places the organism in Eukaryota, Fungi, Ascomycota, Pichiomycetes, Serinales, Debaryomycetaceae. The record is from the annotation of a GenBank genome assembly.
AUGAAUACUGGUGGUGGAUUCUUUAGCAAGAUUAAAGAGAAUUAUAGUACCAAAUUUGCUAAUUUAUCAUUAACUACUGAGAAAGAUGGUAAUUCAGAAGAUGAUACUUUAAUACAUAAUGCAUUUGUAAAAUAUUUUGAUUCAAAAGGUGAACCAUAUCCAGAUUGGUUAGGUGUUAAAGCGAAAGAUUAUCAGACAACACAAGGUCAAAAUCAAGCUCAUCCAUAUAGAGAACAAUUACAAACUAGACAAAGUUAUUCAAACUCUCAAUAUCAACCUGUACGUCAUAAUAAUUUAUUUAAUAAUAGUUAUCAACAAAGAAUGCAACAGCAAGCUCAACAACAACAAGCUCAACAACAGCAACAAUCUCCAAGAACUCCUCAAUUAUCUGCAUCUUCUAAAGAUUCUGCACCUACAUAUACUAGAUCUUCAAGUAGAUUAGCAGAAAUGUAUAAUAAAUCAAAGCAAACAGAUGUUCCCGGUCAAGUCUACACAAAUAGAUAUCAAAGACAUUAG